AUGUUCACCAAGUUUGAGCCAAUGGAGAACAGUUUCUCGCCGGUGAAUGUUAGCCCUGCGACUUUUUAUCAUCCAAGCUUCUCUGCAGCUCCAAUGUUCCCGUAUUCGUCCUUUUUCAGUGGGUACGUCAGCCAAGAAAUGUCUUCCUCUUUCCUCGGUAAAGACGUAAGAGUUCUACCAGGUUAUGUUGGUCCGUGUAUUCCAUGUUACCACCAAAGCUUUCAAGGCAUCCCGUAUCAACCCGCAGAUGAAGAAAAACCAACUCAAUCAUACAUUGGUCUUAUUGGAAAAGCAAUUCUAAGCUCUCCACAGCAGAAACUUGUUCUUGGUGAUAUCUACAACUACAUUCUAACAAAUUACCCUUACUUCAGGAAUAAAGGACCUGGAUGGCGUAACUCCAUACGCCACAACUUAUCACUCAAUGAUUGCUUUGUUAAACUGGGUCGCUCUCCAAACGGCAAAGGACACUUCUGGGCAAUCAAUCCACUUAACUAUGAGGACUUCAGUCGGGGAGAGUACAAACGCAAAAGGGCCACGAGAAGAAACCGGGAGAGAAAAGAGAGUGGUGGAACGAAAUUGAACACGACUGGACAUGUUCCGAGGUGCUCAUCACAAGAAAUCCGUUGCACCAAUAACAUUUUUCCAGAUGAAGCAGAAAAUAGAGGUUUCCACAUCGAGACGCUACUAUCAGACAAAUGGGAGGAUGUCAAAAGCAGUGAAACGCACGAAGCGGUGUCAGCAUUUUCCUUUGUGUCGCAGAGACAGAUACCUGUCAAAAAAGAACUUGAAGUACGCAGAUCUCAUCACCGAGAGAAUGACCCGGCAAAACAGACUUCUUAUGAAUGAGUUUCUAUGUUAAAAUUUGAAUUUAAAUACCUCAAUGUACUACGACAAUAAACUGCAGGAAGAUAUUUUCAGCCUCUAAUUCUUUGGAAAUUUGUAGCCAUGUAGUUUGUUUGAGAGUAUUAGCGAAAGAUUACAAGUCUAUGUCAAUUUGAUGCCAUUAAAAAAGAUAUUGGGACAAUGUUUUCCCAGAUGAACGACUUUCAGUCAAGAGAUUUAUAGAAGAACACGGCAAAAGGGUACAAAUGUGAUUUUCUUUUCGAACCUUUUUCAUAGCAAGAAAGCGCACUGAUAAAGUAAUGUAAAAAUAAAAAAGAUGGUAGGCGUGAUGAAACAUAAGCAAACAUAUAUCUAUUCAUUGCGCUAUGAUAAAAAAAACUCUAAGAAAACCUUUAAACAAUGCAGUUUUCACGGAUUUUGUCUCCUCCCCAUUCCUUUAACAUGUAAAUUUACGGUUCAUGAAACAAUAAAACAAAUAAGCAACCUGUGUUUUGUGUGGCCUCUUAACUGAUAAAAGACAACACCGUCUUUUGUAGGAAACCGGACAUUAGUAACAAACGACGUGAAAGACGCAUGGUUCUGAAUGCUGAACUUUUAACAAAAGGAAACAAUAUUUGAAAUUAGUGUUAUUAAAUUGGUUUGACUGACUUUCGUGUCGAGUUUAGGAAUAUUUUUAAUUAUGAAAAUAUUUGAAAUGAUUUGGAUGACAGCCAUUUUCUAGUCUAUUAAAGUCAAAUCAUAACAGUUUUUUGUGGCUCGUUAGUGAGUCUGUUUUAGAAUCGUUUGCAAUGUGACUAAUCAAGAAGAACAAAUAUCUCUCUCGUUGAGUUUUUCUAGUGAUGCCAACAGUUUCCAAGAGCACCGUCAACUGUCCGAAUUCAAGAAGAAAAUAACGCUAAGACUUCUACAGAAGUGCCAUGGGAUGCUAUCACGAAAUUGGACUUCUUUCCCUUCUAGUCUAGACUUCCGACAUUCAUUUUUGAAUAGCUUGAUGAAACCAGGUUACAUUACAGAAGAAAGUUUACAGGUUUGAGGAUAAAAGAAGAUUUUGUAAAUAAAAUUUAAGAUUGCACUUAAGACUGUAUUUGAGAUUGUUGCAAGUCGCCUGUCACAUACAAUGAACCUAUUUUAAGCGGACAGCCAUAGAAUCGUUCCUUGUGUCCAAUUAAACGCCUAAGGGUUUCUUUAUAAAAAGAAAGGAGAAAAAAUUGGGAUCAAUCGGGCAGACGUGCAUGCGCUUUAGGCUUGAUAACUCAUAUGAACGAUAUAUGUACAUUGAGGAAGUGAAUUUUGGUGACAAUGGAGAAAGCUUUUGGUAACUAAGAUGGCGCAAAAUAGGUCGAAUUUAAGAACCAAAGGCGUAAUUAAGGCAAUCAUUGAACGCAUCAAGGUAGUGUUUUGUUACAUGGCAACCGUGAAGCUUUUUGAAGAAUUCUGACUCUGACACUUUAAGUGUGAUAUAUACUUUACUGGAAAAACCCGCUUGUGUCACAACUUUCUCUACAGUGUAAUCAGACAAGUGAUACCAAUAAUUCGUCGGCUGCCGAGGUUCCAAAUUGUGUCUUUUUAUAUGUACUGGGCCCUCAAAAAAGUUAUAUGAAACUAUAUAACUUUUAAGGUAACCGCAGCAGUUCAACCUGCAGAUACGUGAAAAGUCUUAACAUCGUUUUGACGCAGGGAAAGGUUAUUUCUGAUUCUCAUAUCGCAGAUGGCUGCAAGAAUGACCAUCAAAUGCAUUAAUCAUGUCAGUGUCAAACGAGGCCUACUCAAAAGGUGUCACCAUUGACAGUUUACUGUUGAGAAGAAAAUUUCUGAGCAAUCGAUUGAUUUAAAGCUCUUAAAAACGAGUUUGAAAGCCAUGUACUUACUCAUCUCUUUAAAUGAAAACAAGAGAUGACAAUAAAUAUCUUUUUUCUCAAUUGUACUCACUAAAUUUACUCUUAGACAAGUAGACUACGUGAAGUGUUCGUCUGAAGAAACAACGUUAUAGGCAAAAAAUGUGAUUGUUUUGUUUUCGUGUUCCUAUGACUGCUUGAAAAUAGAUUAUUAAAUCUAGUUAUGAAGCUUUGAUAAAAGUGUUCCUCUCAUAACAGUUUUGGUUGUUCAAGUGAUUUUUCUUUAUCAUCUAUUGUAGGCUAGAGAUACGAGCAAUUUUCGUAUUUGUUGACACUGAAUUCCCAGUCUGCAAUCACCUUAAAAACUGACCAAACAAUCGUUUUUUGUUUUGUUAGGAGGACGAAUUGUCACGCCCCUUCAGCAGACCCUUCCAUUAGAGAACAAUGACACUAAAAUUAGUACGUUAGACAAACAAUACGGUAAAUAAAUACUCCGACAGAAAGAAAAAUAAGCAGCAGACUUGUUAACAGUUUAUUUCUGUUCUUAUUCAUGAAAAAGCAAGCUUGUUGAUGUUUUUACCGACUAUCUCACAGCAGUUUCUCGUAGUGUGCUUUUUUAUCGGCUAAACUUUGCUUUUAGCAGUCAUUUAGAGAUCGAAUAGUCUCUUGGGGACUAUUAACUUGAGAAUGAAUGGAACGUUCCUUCAAAGAAAAAGCUACUUUGAAUUUGUUUUUCAAACAAGUCUGAAAGGAAAGCCAAACACAAGGCGUGGGGCGUUAAUUACAAAUAAUAAGCUUAAAGAAUGAAGAAAAAAAAUUUAAAAAAUUCGAGGACGAAGUAGAAGUACGUCUUCAAGAUUAAUAUGCUGAAAGAUCUCCUAAGAAAUGCACAAGAUUGAAUUUCAUGAUCAUAUAACUUAUGAUAUUCCUUUCCCUGAGUUGACUUUAUUUGACAUUGAGCAAUGAGGAUUAGAAGCAGUUCCAUUAUACAAAACAAUGACAUUGUUGAUUAAUUACGACAAGCGUUUCUUGAGCCAAUAUAAAAGCUUACUCAUCUGAGCAAACUUGAAUUUCAUUUGGGCAACAGCCAAACUAAAAGUGAAGUGAUUGACGUUCUCAAACUGAAAGUUAAAGCUGGGGCCAAAACGUUUGUUCCAAUGGAAAGUAGUUUCUGGCGGUCUGUAAAUGCGACGCCUCUAAGGUUCUACCUUCCAGCUGCCCCAAGCCACCCAGCUGUACCCGCUGCUCCAACUUUUCCCUACUCGUCUUUGUACUUCGGAUACGCCAGCUCAGAGAUUUCGUUUUAUGUUCCAGGAUAUGUAAGUCCAUGUUUCCAUCAAGGCUUUCAUGGAAUUCCGACCCAACGCAAGAAUGAACAAAAACCAACUCAGUCAUACAUUGGUCUCAUUGGAAAAGCAAUUCUAAGCUCUCCACAGCAGAAACUUGUUCUUGGUGAUAUCUACAACUACAUUCUAACAAAUUACCCUUACUUCGGAAAUAAAGGACCUGGAUGGCGUAACUCCAUACGCCACAACUUAUCACUAAAUGAUUGCUUUGUUAAACUGGGUCGCUCUCCAAACGGCAAAGGACACUUCUGGGCAAUCAAUCCACUUCACUAUGAGGAUUUCAGUCGUGGAGAUUUAGGGUACAAGCGGAAAAGAUCUUCCAAAAAAAGUCAGAGAAGCAUUACACCGGAAAAAGGUUUACAGACAUUAGAAAAAGGUCAAGGCUGGAAAUCAUGUAAAGAUGUUGUUCCUCUGUGUGCCAAAAAGGAAGUUCGUCAGGGCGAUAACAGUUUCACACACAGUCAAAGUGGAUUGCGCCAAAGAAGUUUUCACAUCGAAAACAUUUUAUCCGAUUGA
Messenger RNA from Pocillopora meandrina, 4540 nucleotides. NCBI's taxonomy places the organism in Eukaryota, Metazoa, Cnidaria, Anthozoa, Scleractinia, Pocilloporidae. The record is from the annotation of a GenBank genome assembly.